AUGAGAGAGUACGCCCUGCCCUCGGCCACCCUGGGUCUGCCUGGCCACCUCAUCCAGUGCCACCGCCCGCAGCCUGCCUACACCACUUACACGGCCCCCGUGGUGAAGAUGCUCGUUGAGCAGGAUGAGUGGAGAAAGGCUGCGUCCAACCGCCCAGCAGAGCCAGAGCCAAACAGAGAGCCUCAAGAAGCUGGUUUUGAGGAGGAAACCCAGAUGUUGGCAAAGCUGAGCAGAGACUUCCUGCAGCGCUCGCGGCUGCGGCAGCAAGGGCGGUUUGGGCCGCAGAGCCUGUGA
Messenger RNA from Phaethon lepturus (White-tailed tropicbird), 294 nucleotides. It is a transcript of the gene CDRT4, whose product is annotated as CMT1A duplicated region transcript 4. The transcript has 3 exons. The record is from RefSeq and is a predicted model, not a curated record. Lineage: Eukaryota; Metazoa; Chordata; Aves; Phaethontiformes; Phaethontidae. Bases 1 to 294 code for a protein of 97 amino acids.